AUGGUGACAAAUGUUCAGAAUGCAUAUAUGAAAUGCCAUCGUAGACUCAAAAGAAUUUUAAAAUAGUGUAAAAGAGGUGUUUCUGAUGUAAUUUAGUUUAAUAUAUAAAUCUAAGAGGAUUUUUGACUUUUUACCAUAAAAUCAGAUUAAAAAGAAAAUGAAGAGUAAAUAAUAGACAACACUGAAGUAUCAAUAAUUCUCUUUUGAUCAGCCAUCUUUCUUAUGA
Messenger RNA from Paramecium sonneborni, 226 nucleotides. Lineage: Eukaryota; Ciliophora; Oligohymenophorea; Peniculida; Parameciidae. The record is from the annotation of a GenBank genome assembly.